Messenger RNA from Volvox carteri f. nagariensis, 1384 nucleotides. RefSeq lists its product as uncharacterized. The transcript is spliced from 3 exons. Lineage: Eukaryota; Viridiplantae; Chlorophyta; Chlorophyceae; Chlamydomonadales; Volvocaceae. Gene Ontology annotation, molecular function: protein binding; snoRNA binding. The record is from RefSeq and is a predicted model, not a curated record. Gene Ontology annotation, cellular component: small-subunit processome. Bases 115 to 810 code for a protein of 231 amino acids.
GGGCACGAGGAGAUCGUCUGGGCUGUGGAAGUGUGCGGCCGGCGGCUUUUCUCUGCAUCGGCAGACAAGACUAUACGGGUGUGGGACAUUGAGUCGCGGCGGUGUGAGCAAGUGAUGGAGGACCAUACACGGCCGGUACUCUCGUUGUCGGUCGCGAACGGGAAGCUGUUUUCCGGGUCGUACGAUUAUACCAUCAAGGUGUGGGACCUGCAGACGUUGCAGAAGAUACGGACACUGACGGGUCAUAACGACGCAGUGCGGGCUCUGGCGCUGGCGGAUGGAAAGCUCUUCUCGGGCUCGUACGAUAGUACUGUACGAGUAUGGGAUGAAAAUACCUUGCAGUGCUUGGAAGUUCUCAAGGGCCACACUGGUCCUGUCCGUACGCUCGUCCACUGUCGGAACAACAUGUUUUCCGGUUCGUACGACCGGACGGUCAAGGUUUGGGAUGCGGAGACGCUUCAAUGCUUGAAGACUUUGGAGGGACACGACGAUAACGUUCGCGUGCUGGCCGUCGGCGAUCGGCACAUGUACAGCGGUUCCUGGGACAAGACCAUCCGUGUCUGGUCCCUGAGCACCCUCGAAUGCGUCAGGAUGCUUGAAGGGCACACGGAGGCUGUGCUGGCGUUGGCUGUCGGCAACAAUGUCUUAGUUUCGGGUUCAUACGACACCACGGUGCGCUUUUGGGAUGCAAACAGCAACUACCGAUGCGUACGAAAGUGCGAUGGCCAUGAUGACGCUGUACGUGUCCUAGCAGCGGCAGAUGGUCGUGUCUUUUCAGGCUCAUACGAUGGAACGAUUGGCAUCUGGUAACAGCAUUGCAGUCUCGGCUGACGGCAAGCGUUGCACGGAUCCUAACGUAGAGGUCUACAGUGGAGGUUUGUGCGCAGGGGUUCUUGGAGUUGCAGGGGACAGCCGCCAUCGGUCUGGGAUGAUGGCGGAUGCACCGGGUUGAGGUUGAGGUGUAACGGUUAGGAAUCUGCGUGGCCACGUCGCUGUCACAGUGUAGCCUCUGCCGCCAGCAGGAAUGGACGCGCUGCAGUGAGGCGCAUUUGUGGCUUGACUUGCAGGUGGACAGCUGCUACAAACCAGAUCUUACAAGUGCUAGUUUGCCGUUGCGCAAGUUAGGGUCAGUAAGUUUUGCGUGUAGUGAUACUCGUUUUGCCGGGCACCUCAUGGACGCUGCGAAUGUGAAGGGGGCGUCCCCGUGAGGAUGCCACGGCACUGUCUCUGCAAGCUGCUUAGCUUUCAACUUUGUGUGGUCUUCUGCCGGUUGUCCGUUGUCUAGUAUAUAAAGACAUCGGUUGGCAUCAGGACAGGCAUCAAGUGAGUCUGGGCACGGUCUACGCAGGAUGCCCUUGCGUUUGCAUCCCUGUUUCCUGCACGG